Saccostrea cuccullata (small rock oyster) is the source of this 7881-nucleotide messenger RNA. RefSeq names its product spectrin beta chain-like. Gene Ontology annotation, cellular component: spectrin; cell projection; cortical actin cytoskeleton. Lineage: Eukaryota; Metazoa; Mollusca; Bivalvia; Ostreida; Ostreidae. The record is from RefSeq and is a predicted model, not a curated record. The coding region runs from base 290 to 7495 and encodes 2401 amino acids. Gene Ontology annotation, biological process: actin cytoskeleton organization. Gene Ontology annotation, molecular function: phospholipid binding; structural constituent of cytoskeleton; actin filament binding. The transcript has 48 exons.
AUGAUGGAUACAUUAUAUGGAUAGCUAAAAUUCACUGAUGUGUCAAAAGAGAAUGGAAAUAUGUUCUGUUUGAUUAUCGGAGGAUCUCUGGGGUAUCGUUCUGAUAUUUGAUGUAGAAAUGCGGAGACCAUAUUUUUUCUGUCAAGUGGUCUCUCUUUGAUGGCUUGUUUAUUGUCGGCAGCCAUUAUUAAUAAACAAUGUAGAGAAAAUGUAAUGAAAUCUCAUUAACAUUAGAGAAAUAUAUGCAAAUAGUUCUGGUUAUGAUUAAGUUGGUCUGAAUGGAUUAGAAAUGACCUCCUCCAAUGUCACAGCAGAGAUUCAAGAAAAGGAAUUUUUCAAAAUAAUUAGAAAACUUACAGAUGAAAGAGAAUCAGUUCAGAAGAAGACAUUUCAAAAAUGGGUGAAUUCCCAUCUGAUUCGCAUGAGCUGUCGUAUCCAGGACCUCUACAUAGACCUCAGAGAUGGCAAGAUGCUCAUGAAAUUGUUGGAAAUUCUGUCUGGGGAAAGACUGCCUCGUCCUACUAAAGGGAAAAUGAGGAUCCACUGUCUCGAGAAUGUGGACAAGGCAUUACAGUUUCUCCAUGAACAGAAGGUGCACCUGGAAAACAUGGGUGCUCAUGACAUUGUGGACGGUAGCCCUCGUCUGACACUAGGGUUGAUCUGGACCAUCAUCCUUAGAUUCCAGAUCCAAGACAUUACAGUGGAAGAAACUGACAACAGUGAGACCAAAUCAGCUAAAGAUGCUCUGUUACUGUGGUGCCAGAUGAAGACUGCGGGAUACCCUAAUGUCAAUGUUCGUAAUUUCACAACAAGCUGGAGGGAUGGCCUAGCUUUCAAUGCUCUCAUACACAAACACAGACCUGACUUGAUCCAGUAUGACAAGCUACAGAAAUCCAAUGCCCUGUAUAAUCUUAACAAUGCUUUUGAAGUGGCCGAGGAGAAGCUGGGUCUUACCCGACUCCUGGAUCCAGAGGAUUGUAAUGUUGAAUUCCCUGAUGAGAAGUCCAUCAUCACCUAUGUCGUCACAUACUAUCAUUACUUCUCUAAGAUGAAGGCCGAAUCUGUCCAGGGCAAGAGGAUUGGAAAGGUUAUUGACCAUGCCCUGGACACAGAUAAACAAGUACAGGACUAUGAAACCUUCACCUCUGACCUGUUGGAAUGGAUUGAACAGACCAUUGUGAUCCUAAAUGACCGACAGUUUGCUAAUUCCCUGUAUGGUGUACAACAGCAAUUAGCAGCCUUCAACACUUACAGAACCAAGGAAAAACCCAAAAAGUUUGAUGAAAAGGGAAACCUUGAAGUUUUGCUAUUUACACUGCAAAGUAAGAUGCGAGCAAACAACCAAAGGCCGUACCUACCCAAGGAGGGAAAACUGAUCUCUGACAUCAAUAAAGCUUGGGACAGAUUGGAAAAGGCUGAACAUGAGAGAGAAUUAGCUCUCAGGGAGGAACUUAUAAGACAAGAGAAAUUGGAUCAGUUGGCUGCUAGAUUUGACAGAAAGGCUGGCAUGAGAGAGACCUGGCUGAGUGAGAACCAAAGACUGGUCUCCCAGGACAACUUUGGUAAUGAUCUGGCUGCUGUCGAGGCCGCAACCAAAAAACAUGAGGCCAUAGAAACAGAUAUCAAUGCCUACGAAGAACGAGUACAGGCCGUGGUGUCUGUAUGUUUUGAAUUGGAUCAGGAAAGAUACCAUGACAUUGAAAGAAUUAAUGCAAGGAAGGACAAUGUUCUGAGGUUGUGGAACUAUUUACUGGAACUGUUGAGAGCCAGACGAAUGAGAUUGGAGAUGUCUCUCAGUCUGCAGAAAAUCUUCCAAGAAAUGUUAUACAUCUUGGAUUGGAUGGAGGAGAUUAAGGCCCGUCUGAUGUCUGAAGACUAUGGUAAACACUUGAUGAGUGUGGAAGACUUGCUACAAAAGCAUAGUCUCCUAGAGGCUGACAUCCAUGUACUGGGAGAACGUGUCAAGACUGUCAAUAUGUCAGCCAUGAAGUUUGUGGAUGGUGAUGCUGUUGAAGCUGGAGGCUACCAUCCUGCGGAGCCCGCUGUAGUGCGUGAGCGUAUGAAGACUUUGGAGGACGCCUAUGAGGAGCUGGUUCGUCUGGCUGCUGAAAGGAGGGACAGGCUGGAGGACUCACGUAAACUGUGGCAGUUCUACUGGGAUAUGGCAGACGAGGAGGGUUGGAUCAAGGAGAAGGAACAGCUGAUGUCCUCACCAGACCUGGGACGAGAUCUUACCAGUGUCCAUCUACUGCUCAACAAACAAAAGCAAAUGGAGGAUGAGAUGACGGCUCGCCACACUCACCUGCAAUCAGUGCUACAAGUGGGAUACGACCUCAUUACCGCUGGGAACUUUGGAGCUGAGAAGAUCCAAGAGAGGAUAGAUGAGAUCAACCAGAAAUGGGAGAGUCUCAUUGACCUGGCUGCCUUCAGGAAGAAGAGGCUGAACGAGGCUGUGGACUACUAUCAGUUCUUUGCUGAUGCUGAUGACGUGGAUGCCUGGAUGUUCGAUAUCUUCCGUAUUGUGUCCAGUGAAGACGUCGGCAAAGAUGAGGCCAGUGUACAGUCGCUGCUGAAAAAACACAAGGAGGUGACAGAUGAACUGAAGAACUAUGAAAGUACUUUAGCUGCACUUCAUGAACAAGCUGCCAACCUUGGAGAACAGGACAGAGAAUCCCCUGACAUACAGAACAGGCUGGGAAGCAUUGAUCGCCGUUACCAGGAAUUACUGGAGCUGGCUAAACUUCGCAAACAGAGACUCCUUGAUGCUUUGUCUCUUUACAAACUCUUCAAUGAAGCUGAUGGUGUUGAAACAUGGAUAGAGGAGAAGGAGAAAUUCUUGACCACCAUGAUCAUCACUGAUGACAUUGAGGAGAUAGCCAUCAUGAAGCAUCGCUUUGACAGUUUUGAACAUGAGAUGAAUGCCACUGCCUCUAAGGUGGCUGUCGUGAACCAGUUGGCUCGUCAGUUACUACAGAUAGAACAUCCAGGAGCUGCAGAGGUUAUCAGCCGACAGAACCAACUAAAUGGAGGCUGGAAUAACUUGCGAGACCUGGUUGAUCAAAAGAAAGAAGAGAUCAACCUUUCUCAUGGUCUUCAAAACUUCCACAUUGAGUGUAAUGAAACUAUUAGCUGGAUCCAUGAGAAGGCUAAGGUUAUUGAGUCCACUGAUGAGCUGGGUAAUGACCUGGCUGGUGUCAUGACAUUACAGAGAAGACUGAGUGGCAUGGAGAGAGAUCUGGCUGCCAUUCAGGCCAAGCUUGAACAGUUACAAGGAGAGGCUGAGAAAUUACAAGAAGACAAGCCUGAUGAGGCACAGGUUAUCAGAGAGAAGGUUGCUGAGAUCAACAAUGUCUGGAUGGAUCUCAAAGACAUGCUCAGAGAGAGAGAUGAGAAACUUGGAGAAGCUGGUGAGUUGCAGCGUUUCCUUGGAAACUUGGACCACUUCCAGCAAUGGCUGUCUCGCACUCAGACUACAGUAGCAUCAGAAGACAUCCCCAACAGUCUGGCUGAUGCGGAGAAACUCCUGAACCAGCACCAGCAGCUGAAGGACGAGAUCGAGGCCUACUCCCCGGAGCAUGCCAAGAUGAAGGAGUUUGGAGAGAAGGUCACAGAGGGACAAGAGGAUCCACAGUACAUGUUCUUGCGCCAGAGGCUGCAAGCUUUAGACAGUGGAUGGGAGGAAUUACUUCAGAUGUGGGAAAACAGACAGCAGUUACUGUCACAGAGUCUAAACCUACAGAUGUAUUUACGGGAUGCAAAACAAGCAGAAGUUUUGCUUAACCAACAAGAAAACUUUUUAUCAAAGGAGGAAGUUCCAAAUACAUUGGAAGCAGCAGAGAAUUUGAUCAAAGCUCAUGAGGCAUUCAUCACCACGAUGGAUGCUAAUGAUGAGAAGAUCAACGCAGUUCUACAGUUUGCCAACCGUCUCAUAGAGGACCAACAUUAUGCUGCUGACAAAGUUCACAAGAAGGCGGAAAACAUCAGUGAGAGGCGAGAUGUGAACCGACAGAGAGCUUAUGAACAACUUGAUCGUCUUAAGGACCAACUGCUCUUGCAGCAAUUCUUACAGGAAUGUGAUGAGCUUCGAGACUGGCUGCAUGACAAGAUGGCAGCAGCACAGGAUGAAACUUAUCGUGAUGCUAAGAACUUGCACAGCAAGUAUCUUCGUCAUCAAGCUUUCGAGAGAGAAAUCGCUGCUAACAAGGAACGCUUGCAGCGUCUCAUGCAGUCUGGUGAAGGUUUAAUGCAAGAGAAACCAGAAUGUAGGGAACAAAUUGCACCUAUUCUUUCGAGUUUGCAAGAGCAGUGGGAUGAAUUGGAGGGAACCACCAAGGCUAAGGCCGAGCGUCUGUUUGAUGCGAACAGAGCGGUGAUCUACCAACAGAGCUGUGACGACAUCGACGGAUGGAUAGAACAGCUGGAGAGUCAGAUCAUCACAGCGGAGGAGGGAGCUAAAGAUUUAACUACCGUCAACCUCCUCAUGCAGAAACAACAUCAACUGGAAUCUCAGAUGAAGAUGAAGGAGGGACAGGUAGCAGAGCUGGAUGAACAGGCUGUCAUUCUGAAGAAGGUUGAUCCACAGCAGGAGUCCAUGCUGGAAGCAAGAAAGGCACUUGUAGCAGAGAGGUUCUCCAAGAUCCAGGAACCACUGCUUAAGAGGAGAGAACAGCUUGAGAAGGUGAAGAGAAUCCACCAGUUUGUCCGUGAUGUAGAAGAUGAGAAGUUGUGGAUCAGCGAGAAGAUGCCCCUAGCUACUUCUAAUAAUUUCGGAAAUAGUCUUCUUAGUGUUCAACUUCUAACUAAGAAGAAUCAUUCAUUACAAACAGAGAUAGAGAAUCAUGAGCCGAGGAUAUUCAAUGUAGUAGAAGUAGGACAGCAGCUUAUUGAUGAGAAGCAUCCUCAGUCUGAGGAGUUCCAGGCUCUCAUUGACGAGCUGAUGAAGAUGUGGGAUGACCUCCGGGCAGCCAUUGCCAAGCGUGAAGAAAGGCUCAAACUAUCCGACGUAGCACAACAGUAUUAUUACGAUGCCUCUGAGGCUGAGGCCUGGAUGAGUGAACAAGAGCUGUACAUGCUUGGAGAGGAGAGAGCUAAGGAUGAGAUAGGGGCUCAGAACUUCUUGAAGAAACACCAGGCUCUGGAGAAUGCCGUCAGUGAUUAUGCUGAGGUUGUGAGACAACUGGGAGAGAGGAGUAGGAAAUUAAUUGCUGAAGACCAUCCAGAGAGUGACCAGAUAGCAGUAAGGCAGUCCCAGGUAGACAAGUUGUAUGCUGGACUAAAGGAUCUGUCUAACGAGAGAAAGAGCAAGUUAGAUGAAGUGCUGAAACUGUACGUAUUGAACCGUGAGAUUGACGACAUCAUGCAAUGGAUUGCAGAGAAAGAAGUUGUGGCAGGGUCACAUGAACUUGGUGCCGACUUUGAACAUGUCUGUAUGUUGCAAGACAGGUUCAGGGAGUUUGCCAGAGAAACAGAGAGCAUAGGAACAGAGAGAGUAACUGCUGCUAAUGAGAACUGUGAUGCAUUAAUUAUGGCUGAUCAUUCCGAUUCAGCCCAGAUUGCUGAGUGGAAGGACAAUCUCAAUGAAGCAUGGAAUGAUCUGUUAGAGUUAAUGGACACCAGAACCCAAAUGCUUCAGUCUUCCUGGGAAUUACACAAAUUCUACCAUGAUUGCAAAGACAUUCUGGAGAGAAUACUGGAGAAGCAGAAUUAUAUUCCAGAUGAUCUUGGCAGAGAUGCACAGAGUGUUGCAGCUCUCCAAAGAAAACAUAGCAACUUUGAAAAUGACCUUGUCACACUUGGAGUACAAGUACAGGCCAUACAGGAAGAAUCCAACAGACUCCAGACAGGCUACGCUGGUGACAGGAAGGCUGAGAUCCAGGACAGGGAGGAUGAAGUGGUCAACGCCUGGAAGAACCUGAACCUGAUGGUCAACUCCAGGCGGGUCAAACUGGCCGAUGCCCACGACCUCUUCAAAUUCUUCAGCAUGGUCCGAGAUCUCAUUCUCUGGAUGGAUGACAUCAUUAGACAGAUGAAAACACAAGAGAAACCCAGAGAUGUCUCUGGUGUUGAUUUGCUCAUCAACAACCAUCAAAGUCUAAAAGCUGAAAUUGAUGCUAGAGAAGAAAACUUUGCCAUAUGUAUCAAUUUAGGCAAAAACUUGCUGGAAAGGAACCAUUUCAGAUCUGAUGAAGUUAGAGAAAAACUUAUACAGCUGACCACAGAAAGACAAGAUAUGAAUGAUCAAUGGGCAGACAGAUGGGAACAUCUACAGCUAAUAUUGGAAAUUUACCAGUUUGCCCGGGAUGCGGCUGUAGCAGAAGCCUGGCUGAUGGCACAGGAACCAUAUUUACAGAAUCAAGAUUACGGAGAUACCCUUGAUGCUGUAGAAAACCUAAUUAAAAAACAUGAAUCUUUCGAAAAGUCAGCCGCCACGCAAGAGGAAAGAUUUGCAGCAUUAGAAAAAUUAACCACAUUUGAAAUAAAAGAACAAAAGAAACGCACAGAAGAACAAGAAGAUAUAGCAAAAUUAAGAGAAGAAAAACGAAAGAAGUUAAUAGCAGAAUUUUUACCACCUGAAAAACCACCUACCCCAGAACCCGAGGUUGUAGAAUCCAUUCAAGUACCGGUCCAGGAGUCGGCACCGGAGGUGGAGGAGGUACAGGGGGCCUCAGCAGAGGCUGCAGAGGAACCAUCAGGAAAAUCCGAUGAUGGAUCACACACACUGCCCAAACCUAAACGCAGAGAUGAAUCCUCCUUAGAUGAUUCGGCCUUGAGCACCGAGUCUAGUGACCAGGUCUCUGAGAGUGCAGGUGCACCAGAGUCCCAGGCUGACCGGCCUAAACCGAGGCCACGACCUAGAAAGGAGGCUUCCUCACCUCCCUUGUCACGUUCUGAAGUGCCUGAGAGUAAGCCCACUGACUCACCUCGGGGUAAAAAACCAGUCCGAAAGGAACGCGAAAUAACCAGGGAGCCCCUACAAGAGGCUGAAUCAGCUCGCCUCAGUCCAUAUGACUUACCCAUGUCUAAAUUACCAUCGACUAGUGCUGAGUCUAUCCACCAUGAAGGUACUCUGACAAGAAAACAUGACUGGGAGCACGAGAACAAGAAAGCCCACAACAGAUCAUGGGACAAGGUGUAUGUAGUUCUCAAUGGAAAUGUGUUGUCAUGUUACAAAGACAAGAAGAUAGCCAAACAGGAUCCUGGCAGUUUGAUCCACCAUGAACAACCAAUCAACUUAUCAGGUGCCCAGUGUAGCAGAGCCACAGAUUACACCAAACGGCCCCAUGUGUUCCGACUCAAGCUCACCAAUGGAGGAGAGUACCUGUUCCAUGCUAAAGAUGAUGGAGAAAUGGACUUGUGGAUUCAGAAAGUCAAUUCAGUGACAGGAGCAGAGGGCACAAGUGUUCCCUCCAAAUCUAUGACUCUUCCAGCUCGCAUGGAGGGCGAGAAGGAGGGCAAGAAAAAGAAAUCAGGCUUCCUUACUUUGAAGAAGAAAUAGACAACCACACAAUGCUAGGACUUUAUUCUAUUGAAUCUCGGAGAGAGACUGUUUUAGAAAUGGAGAUUUGGAUUCAUAUUUAAACUUUUAAAAAGUGUUGAAAGGGAUGUAGUAUUAAAAUGGAUUUUUUUUAACUUAUUUAUAUUUAAAAUUUUUUGUACACUUUAAAUCCUUUAAACAGAUUACAUAAAAUUCAAAUAAUUGUGUUAAAGAUUUCAUGAAAGGAUAUAUGUUUACAGUGUGUAGUCCAUUUUAAUGUAUCGUCAAGGUUGCCUCUUCAUUUUGUCACUUUGCUCCUUAUUGGGGUUUUCCUCUUGGCAUUUGGACCAAUUAAAUAUAUAGGUCUGAAUAUGAGUGAUUGAUUGCAUUAAAAAGGGCAUUUUAGA